Molecule: messenger RNA, 2355 nt
Organism: Silurus meridionalis
Lineage: Eukaryota; Metazoa; Chordata; Actinopteri; Siluriformes; Siluridae
Gene: il2rgb
Product: interleukin 2 receptor, gamma b
Exons: 7
Coding region: 1088-1945 (285 amino acids)
Biological process (GO): cytokine-mediated signaling pathway
Cellular component (GO): external side of plasma membrane; membrane
Molecular function (GO): protein binding; cytokine receptor activity
Source: RefSeq, a predicted model, not a curated record
UAUGGUUUUAAUGAUUUUAUAAGUUCGGUAACAACAUAUAAGAGCGGUUACCAGAUGUUUAAAAUGAACCAGUUAAUUGUAAAUGUAGUACAGUUUUACAAUAUAAAAAAAGAAAUGUAAACAAAUUAAAAAAAGAUAUAUAUUAUUGUCAUUGGUUUUGAGUUCACCCUCAGUGAAAAUAUAGUCUGGAAAGUUUGGAGGGGAUUCCCCAUGUGUCACUUGACAUUACGAUUUGUGCUGAUUAAUGAACUAUUAUUACAUUUUUCUUUUUUAACAGUUGUGUAUAUUUAUAUAGCAACUACAUGUAUUUGUUUGUCCGAUGUAACAUAUGUAAGCUAUAGUCUUUCCGACAUGGAAAAGCCUCGAGCGGAAGGUUUUAUGGUUACAUGAGAGACAACAUUUUUUAUUAGUUUAUGGAAAAAGAAACCGGUGAGUAAGAGUUUUUGUAGCUGAUACAGUGUAGGUGGGGGUUCAAGAGCUGUCUUUUUUUUUUUUUUUUCUUACAGAUAUUUCCCAGCAUGCAAUUAUAACAUGUUCUUUAAUUCAUUGAUUUGGCACGUAUUAUGCUGGAUGCCCUUCCUAACGCAACCCUCCCAAUUGAUCCUGGCUUGUGCAACCCUAAUAGCUGGGUUUGUUCUUUAAUUAAUAAUUGAGGUGAAACCAUUGUCAGGUUACAAGAAAUAACACACUUUAUGCUGUUAUUGAGGAAAAACCAAUGUUUUGUUGCUAAGGUUUGGGCAGCAUCACACUCCCUGUUAAUGCGUGCUGUAUUGUUUUAUUCCUAUUGGAUUGUAUUCUCAUUCGGGUGUGACUGUAGAGACCAGUGGAGCAUUAGCACUAAUAAAUACCGACAGAUACCCAUUUCUUAUUUCUAGUUGGAUGAAUUUGGCUCUUCAGUAUCAGAUCCGUUAACAGCACGAUACCAGCAUUCUGACUUCUGUUUCCUUUGGGUAAAAGACUCAACCAAAAUUUCCAUACGUGUUCUAUUGUGUUCUGGAGAUCAUAUCUUGUAUUCCAGGUGCAGAUGUGAGCUGUAACAGCGUGGAUUCCAAUGUCAGCAUCAGCUGUUUGAUCAUCAAUCUCGAGUAUGUCGAGUGUAACUGGACUAAACCACAGAUGCAGCAGACAAACUACACCUUUAGCAGUUUAUUUUGGCGUGAUCCGAGUUCAAGAGUGUCAGGAGUAUCUCCGAGAGCAAAAUCACAACGUAGGCUGCCGGAUUCCUCUUAAGGACUCGUUACAUCGGUUUCAUUCUUUCGAUGCAAAGCUCUCCGAUGGAGGAAAUCAGUCCAUCUGUAAAAAGUACCCAGAAAUGACAAAGAUAGUGAAGCUCCACCCUCCCUCUAACAUCUCUGUGAACUCAAGUAGUCGAGAAGGAGAGGUCUGUGUGUGCUGGAUCAGAAGCAAAAUCAAGCCUGAUUGUGUGAACUAUACAGUAGGCUAUCAGAAAGACUCUGGCCUGUGGAAGUUCUCCACUCCAAAGAGCUCGACUUCAUUCUGCGUGUCUCCUGUCUCCAGUGGAGUCGUUUAUACAUUCAAAGUAAGAAGCGGCAUCUCGGAUAUGUGUGGACCUUCUAAUUUCUGGAGCGACUGGAGUGAUUCAGUACAAUGGAUCAACAAUGAAGGAGAUGUGAGUGUGGGACAGCCUCAGUCUUUUUGGCAUAUAUUGGGAAGUGUAGUGGCAGUCAUAACCUUCAUCAUCCUUGUAUUACUGCUGAUCUAUAGCGAACGUAUUAGAGUUUCUGUGGCACCUGACCCAACCAAGAGCCUCCAGGAUUUAUUCAAGAAAUAUAAUGGCAAUGUUGAGAGCUGGGUUUAUAUCUCCAGAGAGCUGAAGGAUGCUUUUGAUCCAGAUUACACAGAGUCUCCGUGUGUUGUAAGUGAACCAAGUCUCACUCUUGAGACUAAAACUAAGGACGUUCCUAUGGAGCAGCCCGUCUCUUAAACCCGGCGUACUCUCUUAUUGCUGCUAUGGAAUCCAAGCCAACUGGGAGAUUUACAUUUUACCUUUACUUCAUUUGGCUGCUCUUUUAAUCAGGGACUGAAGCAGGAUGAACUUAAUUCAGAUUUUUUCAUACCGAACAUGAGUUUACCUAGUCAUUAUAAAUUUUUGUGAUCGUGCUACUUAUCCAAGUUAAUGUUGGCAGUGCUCAUGUGCUUCAUUCUGCCUUACUUGGAUUAGAAGUUUCUUUUCUGUUCCACAUGUUUCUGAUGGUGAAACACCACCUCAGCCAAACUGAACGAAGGCCUGCUAUAGGAAAUUGUUUACGCCAGUAAGUAGCAGGGGUCAUUUGAAAGGCUUUUUUUUUUCUUUUUUUUUUUAUUUUUUAAAGCAGAUGUACUUUAUUCUAAAUA